Micromonas commoda is the source of this 1752-nucleotide messenger RNA. RefSeq lists its product with no specific name. Bases 1 to 1752 code for a protein of 583 amino acids. The transcript has a single exon. The record is from RefSeq and is a predicted model, not a curated record. Lineage: Eukaryota; Viridiplantae; Chlorophyta; Mamiellophyceae; Mamiellales; Mamiellaceae.
AUGGGCACAUCGGUUCCGACGGAGAGCGCGCCCUUACUGGGCGAUCGCCCGAACGCCGGGGCGGACCUCGAGGCUGGAUCCUCGCCGGAUCCGCGCGUCGAGCGCCAGAAGAGGCAAUCUCGCGGCAUGUUUCAGCGAGCCGCGGUGUUGUCCGUCGCCGCGACGCUCGUGCUGUUCGGUUGCGUGGCGAUGGCGAGCGUCCGCGGCGAGCGAUCGUGGGCGGCGUCGAAGCUCGGAGACGAGUACGACUCGCGCGAGGACGUGGACCUCGACUUCGUCGAGGAGUUCGACGGCGACGUCCUGGACGGGGGCAUUGGCGGGUCGGAGGUUUCCGACCCCGGGAGCGCGGCGCGCGCGUGGGACGACGCCGCGCCCGAGUCCCAGCCCGUCGCGACGACGGCGGCGGACUCGGAGGAUGAGACGGAUCCGUUGGCGGCGUGGAACGACGGGGUGAAAGACCCGACGCCGUGGAAGAACGUCCCCGAGGGCGGCGAGCAGGGCGCGGGCGCGGCCGAGGGCGGGGCGUCCGACGAGGCUGCCGAAUCCGACGGCAGAUCCGACGGCGAUUGGUUCCAAUCCCCGACGACGGAGGAGGCGACGCCGGCGGCGGCCGCGGCGGACUCCGACUCCGGCUGGCUCCCCGCGCCCCAGCAGGUGGGCGCAGUCAAGGCUACGCACGGUCCCAACGCGUGGACCUACGUGUCCCCGAACCCGAAGAAGCAGAAGCUCCUUCGCUUCUCGCCGUGCGCGUCCCCCGAGGAGGCGUACUCGCAAUGGACGACGUCGAGACUCCGCGACGACUGCGUCGUGGACGUGGACAACUGCCAGUACUGCGUGUGGGUCAACAUGUUCGACAGCGAGUACCGCAUGAACGACGUGGUGUCGCUGCGGGGGGACAACUACAAGCUCACGAGCCACUCGAUCCUCAUGCGGCCGGAGUUUAUCGGCACGAUUUUGCACCGCAUGUUGGCGCAGAAGCCGAAGGGCGCGGAUGGAGGCAUCCGGUGGGGCGUGGACGAGCGCGAGGAGGCCAAGUACAACUACAACUUCGUGAAAGACGCGGUGAGCAAGAUGGAGUGCGCCGCGCCCGAGGCUGACACGCUGCUCCUGCACAUGCGAGCGGGUGACUACGUCAACGACGCGCAAAAGUCCUCCACGUCCAUCGACAGCGCCAUCGAUCGCAUGCGCGCGUACGUGUCGCGUCGGCCGGACAUUCGGAAGAUCGAGAUCUCCGCGGUGUUACACUUUGGGAUGCCGGACCCGGACGACGACAUAUACAAGGAUCACCCGUUCCAGGUGUUGAAGAGCGUCGACGGCGAGGCUGUCUACGCCGUCAACGACGACGUUCUCCGGAAAAACGGGUACGCGUUUGCCAAGAUGUACGAAGCCGCCAAGCUCACCGGCCUGAACGUCGAGUUCUCGUCCCACGACGACCCGGACGACGACAUGUGCAGGUACGCCAAGGCGUGCCACUUCAUGAGCGCCACGAGGACGCAGGAGGAGGCUGACGUGUUGGGCACGGAAUUUAACCGCGUCUCCUUUGGCGAUUUGGUCGGCGAUUUGCACCUGCAGCUGGCGACGUGCCCGCCGCAGCGCACGCUCGCGGAGUCUCUGGAGGAAUCGUGGAGGGCGGAGGGGUUCGGGAGCGCGGUGGACGCGUACAACCAGCUGGGCGGGGAUCCGAUGGCGGUGAACGACGGCGGUCAGGGCACCGGCGAGCUCGGAGGGAAGCACUGGUGGUCCGCUUGGUGA